UUCAUUUCUUCAUUUUCGCAGUGCAAUCUUCUAUACAGUUUUAGGUUUAGUAGGGAAUUGGGGAAGGAAUGGUGGGGAGUGUUGUGUACAAGGGACCAAGCGUGAUAAAGGAGAUAAUAUAUGGAGUUGGGGUAGGGCUAAUGGCUGGUGGUCUCUGGAAAAUGCACCAUUGGAAUUACCAAAGGAGAACCAAGGAGUUCUAUGAGUUGCUUGAUCGUGGUGACAUUACUGUUGUUCUUCCAGAGGACAAUUAAUGUAAUUUUCGUGUUUUUUUGUAAAAAUUAAUUAGCUUAAAUUGUAAGUUUUGUUUUCGUUUA
Molecule: messenger RNA, 317 nt
Organism: Cucurbita moschata (crookneck pumpkin)
Lineage: Eukaryota; Viridiplantae; Streptophyta; Magnoliopsida; Cucurbitales; Cucurbitaceae
Product: putative cytochrome c oxidase subunit 5C-4
Exons: 2
Coding region: 69-254 (61 amino acids)
Source: RefSeq, a predicted model, not a curated record